Molecule: messenger RNA, 1854 nt
Organism: Schizosaccharomyces cryophilus OY26
Lineage: Eukaryota; Fungi; Ascomycota; Schizosaccharomycetes; Schizosaccharomycetales; Schizosaccharomycetaceae
Product: DinB translesion DNA repair polymerase
Exons: 4
Coding region: 52-1686 (544 amino acids)
Biological process (GO): error-prone translesion synthesis
Cellular component (GO): nucleus
Molecular function (GO): damaged DNA binding; DNA-directed DNA polymerase activity
Source: RefSeq, a predicted model, not a curated record
CAAAAACCACUACUACGCUGUUAGAAAUUUGCUUUUACCAGCGGUUUAUCAAUGAAGCAAUGGAAAAGCCAAAAUGAAGAUAUUGAGAAGGAAAAGAACAUCUUUGAUAUACAUAAUGACGAGGAUGAAUUGGAUUAUGAAGCUACAUUAAAACGGCGCUUGGCUGGACCUUCAGUUCUAAAGUCUGGUCAAGAGAGUGUGGAUCAAGAAAGGAUUAAUGAGAUUAUUUAUGAGGCAUCCAAAGGGAGUAAAUAUUUUGAGGCAGAACAGAAACGAGAUCUUGAACUUCGAAUGAGAAUUGAGCGUGUACGACAGGAGGUAAAAGAAUAUUACCGUAAACUUGAACACAAUAAUGCUUUUCAAAAAGAAUGGGCUGAACGGACUGAUCAGAUUGACACCUAUAUGCAAGAGCUCCAAUCUUGUCGUGACUUAAGUCAAGUUAUUGUACAUGUGGACUGUGACGCAUUUUACGCGUCUGUUGAAGAACUGAGAAAUGAAAAACUAAAGAACAUCCCAAUGGCCGUUGGUAAAGGUGUUUUAUGUACUGCGAACUACAUGGCUAGAAAGUUUGGCGUUCGAUCAGCAAUGCCAGAGUUUAUUGCAAAGAAGCUAUGUCCAGAGCUAGUCGUUCUUCCUUUAGACAUUCCAGAGUAUGCAGUUAAAUCAAAGGAAAUACAGAAUUUACUUCUGGAAUAUGACCAGAAUCUUUGUCCAGCUAGUAUUGAUGAAGUGUAUAUGAAUUUGACUCCGUAUAUGAAUCGAAAUAAACUUAAUAAAGAUGAGGAUACCAUGCAGCAAGUCAUUAUGGAAAUAAGAAAUAAGGUCCUGAAAAUUACUGGUGUCAGCAUCAGCUGUGGAAUCGCUGCUAAUAAGUUAUUGGCAAAAAUUGCUAGCAACAUGAAGAAGCCGAAUGAUCAAUAUCUGGUUCCAAUUGAAGCAGAAGUGAUUGAAAAAUUUAUGUCAAAAUUGCCAACAAGGAGAAUCAAUGGAAUAGGCAGAGUAUUGGAACAGGAGCUUCUCGGGCUAGAUAUCGAAACCUGUGGAGACAUAUUAAAUAAUAGAACUCUUUUGUCAUACAUCUUUAGAGAAAAAACCUUUCAGAAUUUAAUACAAUGCAGCUUAGGGAUUGGGUCCACUAUUGUCCAGGAUUUUGGUGACAGCUAUAGAAAAAGCAUUGGUUGUGAAAUAACAUUUUCGAACGCUAUUGCUUCUGGAGGUCUCCUAGAAAGUAAGCUUCAAGCCCUAUGUCAAAGUUUAGCAGAGAGUUUAUCAAAACGAGAUUUGAUUGCGAAUUCUAUAUCAGUAAAAAUCAAAACCGAUACCUUUCAAGUUCAUACUAGACAGAAGAACUUACGAGAAUACAUAUUCAACGAUACAGAUCUUUUCUGCGAAGCUCUGAGAUUAUUGAGGAUGGAAUAUCCACUACGAAUACGGCUAUUGGGUGUUCGAGCUAGUAAGUUAACUAAUAAGGCAAGCUACAUAGCUUCUCGCAUUAAAUUUUCGAAACAAAACAGUGUUUCGUGUCCUGUUUGUCGUAUAGACUUAAAAGAUGACUUGGCUGUUGUGAACCAGCACAUUGAUCUUUGCCUAAAUACGGAAACUGUGAAGAAGGUGAUCGACAAUGAAAAGAAAGAAAUCCCUCUAAAAAGAAAGCGGAACACUAUAGAUGCCUUUUUUAGACAUUAAUUUCACAUCAAAAGACAUCCAUAUAGAAUGGAGUUAAUUUACGUUUUGGAUACAAAAAGGACAGCAAGUGUACAAUGGAAUGAAAACAGGUCAAAAUUUAUUUACGUUCAAAAUUAAAUAGAAUUGCUUAUCCAUUGGAUUUCAAACAGACUGAUAACCAGAUUCGUA